Molecule: messenger RNA, 2064 nt
Organism: Diatraea saccharalis (sugarcane borer)
Lineage: Eukaryota; Metazoa; Arthropoda; Insecta; Lepidoptera; Crambidae
Source: the annotation of a GenBank genome assembly
GACUUUUUACGAUCGCUGCCAGAAUCUUCGAGAAAUAAAGGUUUGAAAUUCCUUGAUUUGUGAUAUAGUUCGUUAUAUUUCAACAAAAAAUGUUGCGUUUGCCUCGUGUUGUUCGUCAAUCUGUAUCAUUCCACAAAUCUUAUCAACUUGCAAGAUUUUACGCCAAAGAUGUAAGGUUCGGUGCUGAUGUAAGAGCACUAAUGCUUCAGGGAGUAGAUGUCUUAGCGGAUGCAGUCGCUGUUACGAUGGGCCCUAAGGGUAGAAAUGUAAUAUUAGAACAGUCUUGGGGCUCCCCUAAAAUAACAAAAGACGGUGUUACUGUUGCCAAGGGAGUAGAACUCAAAGAUAAGUUCCAGAACAUCGGCGCAAAACUUGUCCAGAAUGUUGCUAAUAAUACAAACGAAGAAGCCGGCGAUGGUACUACCACAGCGACAGUCCUCGCGAGGGCUAUUGCCAAAGAAGGAUUUGAAAAAAUCUCCAAAGGAGCUAACCCUAUCGAAAUCCGAAGAGGUGUGAUGAUGGCAGUAGACGCGGUUAAGGAUAAGUUAAAAAGUAUGUCAAAGCCGGUGACCACUCCAGAAGAGAUCGCACAAGUCGCAACUAUCUCUGCCAACGGUGACACCGCAAUCGGGAAACUAAUUGCAGAUGCCAUGAAGAAGGUUGGUCGGGAUGGAGUUAUAACUGUAAAGGAUGGCAAGACACUCACAGACGAACUUGAAGUCAUUGAAGGUAUGAAAUUCGAUAGAGGUUAUAUUUCACCAUAUUUCAUCAAUUCAUCAAAAGGGGCCAAAGUUGAAUUCCAAGAUGCUUUAGUUUUAUUCUCUGAGAAGAAGAUAAGUAAUGUUCAAACCAUCAUUCCGGCUUUAGAGCUAGCUAAUCAGCAAAGGAAACCUUUGGUCAUUGUUGCUGAAGAUGUUGAUGGUGAAGCACUUUCUACUUUAGUUGUGAAUAGACUUAAAAUUGGUUUGCAAGUAGCUGCUGUUAAGGCGCCAGGCUUUGGUGACAACCGCAAGGCCACCCUGAGUGAUAUGGCCAUUGCCACUGGCGGUGUUGUGUUUGGUGACGAUGCUAAUCUCAUCAAGUUGGAAGAUGUCCAACCAUCAGAUCUGGGUCAGGUAGGUGAAGUUGUUAUAACCAAAGAUGAUACUCUCUUCUUGAAAGGAAAGGGCAAAAAGUCAGAUAUUGACAGACGGGCUGAACAGAUCCGUGACCAGAUACAAGAGACUACUUCUGAAUAUGAAAAAGAGAAACUACAGGAGCGUCUUGCUAGAUUAGCAUCAGGAGUGGCUGUAUUACAUGUCGGUGGAUCCAGUGAAGUAGAAGUCAAUGAGAAAAAAGAUAGGGUAAAUGAUGCUUUAAAUGCAACACGAGCUGCUGUUGAGGAAGGUAUUGUACCCGGUGGAGGCUCAGCACUCCUCCGAUGCAUUCCUGUUCUUGAACAACUUUCAACCACAAACACUGACCAAGCCACUGGAGUAGAAAUCAUCAAGAAGGCUCUUCGAAUGCCUUGCAUGACUAUUGCCCGUAAUGCUGGCAUUGAUGGCUCAGUUGUUGUUGCCAAAGUUGAGGAUCUGGGACCUGAAUUUGGUUAUGAUGCUUUGAACAAUGAAUAUGUCAAUAUGAUCGAAAAGGGUAUUAUUGAUCCAACCAAAGUUGUACGAACAGCUCUUACAGAUGCCAGUGGGGUUGCUUCAUUGUUGACAACAGCAGAGGCUGUGAUAUGUGAAAUUCCUCAGGAGAAGGAGCCUAAUCCUAUGGCUGGCAUGGGUGGAAUGGGAGGCAUGGGUGGUAUGGGCGGUAUGAUGUAAGAUACAAUGAAAGACUAAAUACUGCAUUUAGUGUAAAGAUAAAAGACUUUUAUAAUUGUAGAACAUAGUUACAUCACCUGAUGCUGGUAUAUAUGCUAUAUUUGGAAAUGAUUGUGUUAGAAUUAGUGAAAUGUAUGUCUAUGUAGUUCCGUUAAUUGAUGAGUCUGCUUGUGUUACAAAUGUAGUAGAUUUAUUUAGUUUUAAUGUUUGCAAAUGCAAUCUACUGUUAUUUCUAAUAAUAAAAUAAUGUUUUUCU